Messenger RNA from Suricata suricatta (meerkat), 3393 nucleotides. It is a transcript of the gene AMD1, whose product is annotated as adenosylmethionine decarboxylase 1. Bases 326 to 1330 code for a protein of 334 amino acids. Gene Ontology annotation, biological process: spermine biosynthetic process; spermidine biosynthetic process. Gene Ontology annotation, cellular component: cytosol. The transcript is spliced from 9 exons. Gene Ontology annotation, molecular function: putrescine binding; adenosylmethionine decarboxylase activity. NCBI's taxonomy places the organism in Eukaryota, Metazoa, Chordata, Mammalia, Carnivora, Herpestidae. The record is from RefSeq and is a predicted model, not a curated record.
CACAGUAUGGCCGGCGACAUUAGCUAGCGCUCGCUCUACUCUCUCUAACGGGGAAACAGCGGACUACAAGAGCCUGAACUGUAUCUGCCUCUAUUUCCAACAGACUCACGUUCAACUUUCGCUCACAUACACACACAAAAAAGCCGGGAAAAUUUUAUUAAUCCUUUUUUUAAAAAAGUUAAUAUAAAAUUAUAGCAAAAAAAAAAAAAGGAACCUGAACUUUGGUAACACAGCUGGAACAAUCCGCGGCGGCGGCAGCGGCGGGAGAAGAGAUUUAAUUUAGUUGAUUUUCUGUGGUUGUUGGUUGUUCGCUAGUCUCACGGUGAUGGAAGCUGCACAUUUUUUCGAAGGGACCGAGAAGCUGCUGGAGGUUUGGUUCUCUAGGCAGCAACCCGACGCAAACCAAGGAUCUGGGGAUCUUCGCACCAUCCCAAGAUCUGAGUGGGACAUACUUUUGAAGGAUGUGCAAUGUUCAAUCAUAAGUGUGACAAAAACUGACAAGCAGGAAGCUUAUGUACUCAGUGAGAGUAGCAUGUUUGUCUCCAAGAGACGUUUCAUUUUGAAGACAUGUGGUACCACCCUCUUGCUGAAAGCACUGGUUCCCCUGUUGAAACUUGCUAGGGAUUACAGUGGGUUUGACUCGAUUCAAAGCUUCUUUUAUUCUCGUAAGAAUUUCAUGAAGCCUUCUCACCAAGGGUACCCACACCGGAAUUUCCAGGAAGAAAUAGAGUUUCUUAAUGCAAUUUUCCCAAAUGGAGCAGCAUAUUGUAUGGGACGUAUGAAUUCUGACUGUUGGUACUUGUAUACUUUGGAUUUCCCAGAGACUCGGGUAAUCAGUCAGCCAGAUCAAACCCUGGAAAUUCUGAUGAGUGAGCUUGACCCAGCAGUUAUGGACCAGUUCUACAUGAAAGAUGGUGUUACUGCAAAGGAUGUCACUCGUGAGAGUGGAAUUCGUGACCUGAUACCAGGUUCUGUCAUUGAUGCCACACUAUUCAAUCCUUGUGGGUAUUCAAUGAAUGGAAUGAAAUCGGAUGGAACUUAUUGGACUAUUCACAUCACUCCAGAACCAGAAUUUUCUUAUGUUAGCUUUGAAACAAACUUAAGUCAGACCUCUUAUGAUGACCUGAUCAGGAAAGUUGUGGAAGUCUUCAAGCCAGGAAAAUUUGUGACCACCCUGUUUGUAAAUCAGAGUUCUAAAUGUCGCACAGUGCUUUCUUCGCCCCAGAAGAUUGAAGGUUUUAAACGUCUUGAUUGCCAGAGCGCUAUGUUCAAUGAUUACAAUUUUGUUUUUACCAGUUUUGCUAAGAAGCAGCAACAACAGCAGAGUUGAUUAAUAAAAAUGAAGAAAAAACGCAAAAAGAGACCACACAUAGAAGGAGGUGGUGGCUGCUUUUUAGAUAUUGAUACCGGGGGCCAUGCUUUCCAUAACCACCACCUUGUAGCUGCAGAAAGCCCUAGAUGUAAUGAUAGUGUAAUCAUUUUGAAUUGUAUGCAUUAUUAUAUCAAGGAGUUAGAUAUCUUGCAUGAAUGCUCUCUUCUGUGUUUAGGUAUCCUAUGCCACUCUUGCUGUGAAAUUGAAGUGCAUGUAGAAAAAACCUUUUACUAUAUGAAACUUUACAACACUUGUGAAAACAAUUCAAUUUGGUUUACGCACAAUGUAAUAUUUCUCCAGGUAUCAUCCAAAAUUCCCCACAGACAAGGCUUUCGUCCUCAUUAGGUGUUGGCCUCAGCCUAGUCAUCUGGGACUGUUCUAUUAAAUUGCUGCCAGGAUUUUACAUCCAGUUACCUCCACUUUCUAGAACAUAUUCUCUACUAAUAUUACCAAUUUCUACUUCAUACAGAUGUUUUUUGCAACAGCAAUUAAAGUUUAUCUUCCACGAGUCAAGUCCUCUUAAGAAAAUGAUUGCAGUUACCCAUUUUGUGUAUUAACUUUUAACAUUGCUUCCUAUACCUGUACUUCCUUUAAUUGAUUUCAUUCCUUGCCAUGGUGUCUUGCCUCCUGACCCCUCCACCCCCCAAUAAAGCAAUAUACUGUUACACUGUGGGUUUAUACUAAUCUUAUACCCGGGAGGGGGAAGGGGAGUGGACCCUGGGCUUUAUUUUGUUUUAAGGUCAAAGGAGUUUGUCCUUUUUUUAUAUUGGCAUGGACACUUUUGGAGAUAGUGACCAAAACAAACAUGGUGUUUAGCAAGGAAGACACAUAAAUUUAUAUUAGGGUAUACUAGCAGAACUGUUCCGGAAACUGUAUGCCAUUCUGUGUUCCCAUUAAUGAGAUUAGCUUCUCAUGAGUAGCAUGCCUUUACUAACUUGCUAAGUGUUGUAUAAAAGAAUUUUUAUCACUAGGUUUAUUAGCAAGGAAAUUAAGAUAAAGGUUGUAUUGGAUUUAGUACAUCAGCUCAGAUGAUUCACUUACUUUUAACAGCUAUCUCCAAUAAUUUUCAUUCAUAGUAUACCAUAAACUUUGGUUCAAAAUGGAGUCUGUCUUUGUCAUCUUAGGACUUAAAGUUCUUUGACUUAGUGUGAUGCAUUAUGUUAGUGUUCUGACUUCCUGGUGUUCCUUUCACCAUGGUCUCAUAGGGUCAAGGGAAACUUCCCAGACUGAGAACCGUUGAGGAUGUUCAGACAGUGAAGCAGAAUGCUAUCCAUGACACAAAAUUCCAGACGUCAUUGGGAAAUGACUAAAAAUACAGGCUUUGAGGAGUUGGCAAAUUUAGGUAUAUUUGCAAAUACUGAGAUAUAAGCAGCUGAGAAAACAGCAAGGUUGACUAAAUUUUGUAUGCUUGUCCUCACAAAUUUCUUUGGUUCUUUCUGGAUUGUUGCAGUGAUGUUUUUUUGUUCCUUCCGUAUUUAUAAAUGAAACACUUUUUUUUUUUAGUGUUUCUAAACAUAAAAUCUACUUGGUUUGAAAUCAAGUGGUUGGAACACAAAUUUUGACUUUUAUUUUUAAGCAUGUUGAUUCAAAGUUUCAUUGAAGAAACUUUCGGUCAGUGGAUCAGUUUGAUUCUGUAACUAGGCACACAGUACCUAAUUAAUGUUUUGUACUGUUUUGAGGACCAAUGCUCAAAGUGGAUUUUGUUCUUGAACAGUGUCCCAGUAGAUUUGAUGACAUUUGUUGGCUUGAGGUCUGAAUUUUUCCCCCCUCAAAGAUUUAAGAUUUCUAUCUAAUGUUGAAAACGGCACAAAUUUGUAUGGAAUAAAGCCUAGAAAAAUUAAAACUGUAGAUUGAAUAGUAAUCAAAAUUAAUCCUAGUGUGUAUGAUUGAGGGAAAAUUUUGGUGCCAUAAUUUCUCUCUUCAUGGUGUUGGACUUAAAAAUCAGUUGAAAUGUAUUUCUGUACCACAACUUAAGCUUCAAUAAAAGUUUGCUUAAUUCAUUGUCUAGUGACAUUCAAAAA